Molecule: messenger RNA, 2113 nt
Organism: Arabidopsis arenosa
Lineage: Eukaryota; Viridiplantae; Streptophyta; Magnoliopsida; Brassicales; Brassicaceae
Source: the annotation of a GenBank genome assembly
ACCUUCUCUUUCCAAAUCUAUCUCCGUGUUUUUCUAGGGUUUACCUCAAUCGAUUUCAGAUCAUGCACGGCCUUAGCCGUCUUGGUAACGGCAAUAGCAACGGUCGAAUCAAUCUUUCGUCACCGUCACCGCCUUCUUCGCCUCGGAUUCGUCACAGUAGAGGAAAAUCACUCGCCGGAGGUGUUUAUAAGCAGGGAUUAGGAGAGAGACUUGUGUUUUUACUCUUUUCGAUAGUUUUUAGGAGGAAAGGUGUCUUGUUGUUAGCGCCGCUUCUCUAUAUAGCUGGAAUGUUACUGUUUAUGGGAUCUUUUGGAUUUACUGUGUUGGAUCUAGGUCAUGGUGUUGAGAUUGUUUAUAGACGUGGUCCUCCUGGUUCGGUGUAUCGGAGUCCUAAGGUUUUUAAACGGCUUUGGCCUUUGAUGGAGGCUGAUGUUAAUGGAACUAGUCAUAAUGUGUUGAUGGAAGCAUGGAAGCCAAGAGUUAAAAGUAUAUGGAAACCGUGUAUUAGUACUAAUGUUUCUGCUGCGGGAUCGAAUCCGAAUGGUUAUUUUAUUAUUGAAGCGAAUGGCGGAUUGAAUCAACAACGCUUGUCAAUAUGUGAUGCAGUUGCUGUGGCUGGACUGCUGAAUGCUACUCUUGUCAUUCCGAUUUUUCACUUGAACAGUGUAUGGCGUGAUUCCAGCAAAUUUGGCGAUAUAUUUGACGAAGACUUCUUCAUAUAUGCUCUUAGUAAGAAUGUGAAUGUAGUGAAAGAGCUCCCAAAAGAUAUACUUGAGCGGUACAACUACAAUAUAAGCAGUAUUGUUAAUUUGAGAUUAAAAGCUUGGUCGAGUCCAGCAUACUAUCUCCAGAAGGUGCUCCCACAACUUUUGCGUUUGGGGGCUGUCCGUGUUGCACCAUUCUCCAACAGGUUAGCUCAUGCAGUUCCUGCACACAUUCAAGGACUCAGAUGCUUAGCAAACUUUGAAGCAUUGAGAUUUGCAGAGCCCAUACGGCUACUUGCAGAGAAAAUGGUCAAUAGGAUGGUUACGAAGAGUGUUCAGAGCGGAGGAAAAUAUGUGUCUGUUCAUCUCCGCUUUGAAAUGGACAUGGUUGCCUUCUCGUGUUGCGAAUAUGACUUUGGGAAGGCGGAGAAGCUAGAAAUGGACAUGGCCCGGGAAAGAGGGUGGAAAGGAAAGUUCAGGAGGAGAGGCAGAGUAAUUAGGCCUGGUGCAAACCGCAUAGAUGGAAAAUGCCCUUUAACCCCACUGGAGGUCGGAAUGAUGCUUAGGGGCAUGGGUUUUAACAAUAGCACCUUGGUUUACGUUGCUGCGGGAAACAUUUACAAAGCUGACAAAUAUAUGGCUCCUCUUAGGCAGAUGUUUCCUCUUCUCCAAACCAAGAACACUCUAGCUACUCCAGAGGAGCUUGCUCCGUUCAAGGGACACUCAUCAAGAUUGGCUGCACUGGAUUACACAGUAUGUCUCCACAGUGAAGUGUUUGUAUCCACUCAAGGUGGAAACUUCCCUCAUUUCUUGAUAGGUCAUCGUCGUUACCUUUACAAAGGCCACGCGGAGACAAUCAAACCCGAUAAGCGGAAACUAGUCCAGCUCUUAGAUAAACCAAGCAUUAGAUGGGACUACUUCAAGAAACAAAUGCAAGAUAUGCUUAGACACAAUGAUGCAAAGGGAGUCGAAUUAAGGAAACCCGCUGCAUCACUCUACACGUUCCCCAUGCCCGAUUGCAUGUGUAAAGAACCUGAUCCCGAACCUCAAACCGAUCCAGCUUAAACCGGAUUCCUGCUGUUCAGUGUUAUAACUGUUUAUGACUCCAACCAUACAUGUAACUUAUAUAUAUGUUGUAUCAUGAUCCAUGUAUAAGCAUUUUUUGCCCCUCAAAAGUUCGGGGAAUCUAAGAGUAGUAUUUUGUUUAUCGAUACAAAUUUUUGUGUGUACAUAACAUUCUUUCAACGUUAAUUACCAGUCUCCCUUCUGUUCUAUUGUAUGCACAUUUUGAUCUCUAAUUGAUACUCUAUGUAAUGGCUUCUGGACAAUUGUUUCAUUCUAAUCUGUGUUUUCGUUUUUUCAGAACUUACUAACUUCAUAUAAGAUGCAAAUAAUCUAUGUUUUACAUA